AUGGGCAUCAUAAAAGACGGUUUGCUUGCAUUGAAAAUGCUUUACUGUGCUCUGCGCUGUGCUAUUACCAUCGUCAUCGCAACCACCAUCCCCAACAUCAUCGUCUUCUUAGCGGAUGCUUUCGUCAUCACCGUUGCUACAGUCAAUCCAGUGCCACUGUCAUCAUCUUUAACACCGUCACAAAGUAUACAGAUUUAUAGUUCAGCAAUAUCAAAAAGAUUAACAUAUUUCCAUGCCUGGGCAUGA
Gongylonema pulchrum is the source of this 246-nucleotide messenger RNA. The record is from the annotation of a GenBank genome assembly. NCBI's taxonomy places the organism in Eukaryota, Metazoa, Nematoda, Chromadorea, Rhabditida, Gongylonematidae.